CCCACCACCCACCCCGCCGCCGCCUCACAGCGGCGUCUCGCGUCUCGCCUUCACGCCACCAAAACAACACCCGCCUCGUCAUCAACACCACCACCACCAUCACAACAGCAGCAGCAGCAGCAUCACCAUCACUAACAAGAGCUCAGGCGGAUAUCUCAUCGCUGCUUGGACAGCAGGGGAGCGAGCGAAGAGAAGCAAUGGCCGGGGGGGGCGCGGCGCGGCUGUGCGCCCCGGGCUGCGGGUCCACCUUGAGCGAGAAGCGCCGCUGUGGCGACGAGGUGUGACGAGGUGUGAGCUCUCCCACACGAGCUGGUGGUGGUGGAGGAGAAGACGACGAGGAGGAGGGAGGGGGGAGGAGGAGGAGGAGACGAGGCGAGCGGACAUGGCCGUGGCCGCGUUGCUGCUGCUGCUGGUGGUGGUGGCGCUCGCCGGCCUCGGGUCGCCUCCGCCCGUGCUGUGCGGGGCUUUGGAGACGGUGUGCGCAUGGUCCGACUCCAUUCCCAGCCAGAACCCUAUUAGCCUGGGUAAAGACGAUGACCUCAUUCUCCCUGAGAACGGCACGGUUCUGUGCAAGGGCACCAGCAACUGCUUUGGGCUGUGGGCCAAGGAAGAGAAUGGAGAGAAAGUCCUCAAACAAGGCUGCUGGUAUCACACGGGCGAGUCAAAAGAGUGCACACAAGAUGCGUGCAGGGUCACCUCGCCUCCAGCCUUUGUGCGCAAUGGGACCACACGCUUCUGCUGCUGUCAUGCACACAUGUGUAACACCAACUUCACAGAGGACUUUGCCGACUUGCCAUAUCUACCCACAGACCCCAGCCAGCUAGUGUCUCAAAGCAAGGAAGAGAUGGUGAUAUUUACAUUGGCUGCCAUCUGUUUUGUGGCCGUCCUUACAGCGGCUGCCUUCCUGUUCUUUAGGUUGUUUACAGGAAACAGAAAAGGAGGGUUUCAUAACAUUGGUCUAAUCGAGGCCCCACAGCCAGAGUCUACAUUUGACUUGGACAGCCUCAAGCUCCUGCAGGUGGUGGGGCGAGGCAGGUACAGUGUGGUAUGGAGAGGAUCUCUGGAUGAGCUCCCUGUUGCUGUGAAGGCUGUCGCCGUUGCACACCGGCAGUACUUUCACAACGAGAAGGACAUAUACCGCCUGCCACUCAUGGAGCAUGACAACAUUGCGCGCUUUGUGGCAGCCGAAGAGAGGGUGGCGUCCGAGGGCCACCAUGAAUACUUGCUCAUCCUCGAGUAUUACUCUCAUGGCUCCUUGAGUAAUUAUCUUACCCACCAUACAAGCGACUGGAUGUCAGCAAGCAAGCUGGCUUAUUCCAUCACCAGAGGCCUGGCAUACUUGCACACAGAGCUACAGCGGAAUGACCAGUACAAGCCAGCAAUAGCACACCGGGACCUCAACAGUCGCAAUGUGAUGGUGAAGAGUGAUGGGUCGUGCGUGCUGGCCGAUUUUGGCUUUGCUAUGCGGCUGACGGGCCAGCGGCUCGUCCGCCCAGGGGAGGAAGACACAGCUGCGCUAAAUGAGGUGGGCACGGUGCGGUACAUGGCGCCCGAAGUCCUGGAGGGAGCGGUCAACCUGCACGACUGCGAGUCAGCCCUCAAACAAGUGGACGUCUAUUCGCUAGGCCUUAUCUACUGGGAGAUAUACAUGAGGUGCUCCGACCUAUUCCCAGGCGAGAGCAUCUCCGAUUACCAGGCGGCAUUUCAGGCUGAGCUGGGAAACCAACCGACAAUCGAGGACAUGCAGGUGCUGGUCUCCCGUGAGAAGCAACGUCCAAAAUUUCCUGACGCGUGGAAGGAGAACAGCCUGGCGGUGCGCUCUCUGAAGGAGACGAUGGAGGACUGCUGGGACCAGGACGCCGAGGCACGUCUCACGGCCCAGUGCGCAGAGGAGAGAAUCACCGAGCUGAUGAUGCUCUGGGACCGCAACCGCUCGGUCAGCCCCACUGUGAACUCCACAGCCCAGGCCAGCUCGACUGCUGUCCAAAACGAGAGGAAUCUGGCAAGCAUGUGGCGUUUCCCACGACUCGGGCCUUUCCAGGAGUUUUCAUCAUCUUCGUACAUCGAAGAUGCAGGGCAGCCCUCGGACGGAUUCCAGAAAAACCUACCCUCGGAUCAUUCCAGCUCAGGCACCCAGCCUGCCAUUGAUGCCAAGAAUCGCAAUUCCAUAAACUAUGAGCGGCAGCAGGCACAGUCACGAGCAUUCAGCCCGGACACCAGCCUUACCAGCCUGUCGGCCUCACACACACAAACACCAGGCGUGCCCACCACAUGCCUCAAUCCCAUCCUCGAGGUGGCACCAGGUGCCAUUGGUCAGGUCACACGCUCACCCAUUGUUGCACAUGUGCCGAACCCUGCCUGCCUGCAUCUUACUGAAGCAGACCUCAAAGCCAUCAAGAUUGAUCCUAAGGAGGCAGACAAAAACCUGAAGGAAAGCUCAGAUGAAAACCUUACAGAGACCUCAUCCAAACAGUUUAGUGGGAAAGAUCCACUAAGCAGCAGCAACCCGAAUUUGCUUUAUCCACUUUUUAGGCUUGCAUCAGAGUCCAGCACUCCAGCUGAGCUGCAGCCUCAGGUGUGUCAGGUUCCUAAUGCAAGUGCAGAACAGGCAUCCCAGCCCUUGCCAAAGCAACCCAACCUGCCAUGUCGCCCUACUAGUCUACCUUUUACUGGUCUAGUGAAAGCCAGAGCCAUGCCACAUGGAGACAGAGCUGGUGGCAGAGCCUCAAGCAGUGGGAAAUGCAAUCUGCUGCAGGUGGAAACGGGUGUGGCCAAGAUGGAACUGCAGCAGGUGGCCAAGGCACAAGCAGUGGUCAUGAUGGUUAAUAGUAACGCUCCUCGCGUCAAUGGUGUCAUCCCUUCUUGCAGCAGUAUUGCUGUAAAUGCACCUGCCAUGAAUGAAGCAGCACUUGGUACAGCAACGCAAGCACUUAUGGUUGAGAUAACUGCAGAGCCCUCCACGAGCACAAAAGUGAGCGGCGGAAAGUUUCAACCACAACAUGCAGAAGAGAAUGGCCUAAGCAGCCAACACUCAAGUCCAGAUGAGAGCCAGCCAUUACUUGGGCGGCCAGAGAAAGAACAGCAACCUUGCCCUGUAAGGGACUCCUGCUCUGGGAGGGAUCAACAGAGCUCUGAGCACUUGGCAGCCGAUGAAAGGGUUGCAGCAUUGCCAUCAGGCCCAAACGUGCACCUUAAUAGCAACAAUAAUAACAGCAACAUGGCCGGGGUGGAAAGUGCCUCCACAAUGGUAGGCGCUUCCCUGGGUGUUGAAGCGACGUCGGAGAGGCCCCAGUCUCUCACACUCAGCGUCUAUGAUGCAGAUGCUGAAAACUCAUCUAGCUCAGGUGAAGAAAAGCCUCUGUCCGGUGAAAAGAUCAAGAGACGCGUGAAGACGCCUUACUUGAUAAAACAGUGGCGUCCCACUACCUGGGUCGUAUCUGCAGAUUCCAGCGGUCCCGCACGAUCGCUGGGCAGCCUGAAUGGAGCCAAGGCCCCAGUAGCUGCAAUGCUGCUGGCAGAAGAUGGGGGCCCAAUGGUACCACAGUCAUUUGGAGGCAGCAUGGUGUAAACCUUGCCUGGUUAUCCCUUGUGACAGGCACGGCCUUUAUCUGCAGCACUUAGUGAAAUUUUAUUUAAUAUUUAAGAAAUAAAACAGUGAUGCAUUAGCAAAAAUCGACUUAGACCUUGGAGGUUUUGGAUAAUCAAAAGUUCAGGUAAUCGUGAAUGGAAUUGAAAGUUUACUUUAUAAUGUGAUUGCUGUCUGUUUGAGGACAUGUAGUGACAGGUUAAGUAACUUGUUUGGUUGUCAUUCAGGAAAUUGAGGUACCUGUAUCCUUAGAGCUCAGGAGGCUCAUUAGUGAUGUGUCAUUUCUUUGGUAUGUAUGGAAAUGUGGAAUUCCCUCAACAUAGUUAAAAUAGUGAAUGUAAUAUCCUGUUGCCAUAAUGGCUUGUCCUCAUUUACUGAUAUCAUAAAAAAUAUCUUUUUAAACAUGAAUAUAAUUUUAAAAGCAGCGUCAGUUAUUGUUUGUUUAGUAACUGUGAAAAAACUGCUUCGUAGAAUGUUAUUGCAUUGUGUGUAUUAUUUUCAUGGCUCACAAAAAUGAGGCAUGCAUGGAAGUGCUAAAGUAUAUUAUUUAAUUCUACGCAGAAGAAAAAUCGUGGUUAACUACAUGAAAAUAAACAGCAUAGCUUUCAAAAAAAAGUAACAACAUUUUCAUGCUAGUGUAGGUAUAAUAACAACAAAUAUUCGGAUGAAAAUAUAGGCGUUAAGAUCAUUUGCUUGUUGAGCAUAUCAACCUAUUUCUUCGUUCUGUUCACCUGUCGUUUCGUUCUGUACGUGUUCCAUUGGCCAGUGUGCACUUAUUGGCUUAUUGACUUAUUGAUGUUGCUCGGUUAAAAAAACACAUUAGUUUCAUCUGGAUGUCUCCUUAUGUACAGAUUGUGCUUAAGUCUUGCAAUGCCAUACACCCAAAUGUGUAAUGUUUGUUGACAAUGUGUCAUUCAUGUAAGGCAAGAGAUGUGAACAGGUUGUCAUAAAAAAUUAUACAUGCUAUAAUGAAGCCCUAUUUUAACAUCAAAUUUGCAAUACAAGUGCUGGUUGGAAUGGAAUUAAUUAUAUUUGCACAUAGACAUAUGGUUAAAUGUUAUUGUAACAAACAUUGAUUUCGAUGCGAUUUUAUAGUUGCAGAAGCUACACUUGGAUUUGUGUUGCGCAAAUUGUAUCGGUCUGUCUCAAUCUACUGUAGUUUUACGUUUGGCUUUGCACUUCUUUUUUACCCAUGUAUAACCUUUAGUUUUUGCUGAACAGUGAUCACUUUAUGGGGUCUAAAACUUUUUUAGGCAUACCUUAAAUUUAAAAGUUGUGCUUUUCUGGGUUCUUAACUGCAUUCGAUGUGCAAUAGCGAUUCUUCUGCAUGCUAUGCAAAUAUUGCCCUGUUUAUGAUAUUACUUUUUUUUGGCUACUUGGAUACUAGGUACGUACAUAACACAGGUUAUGUACACAUUGUAAAUUUCCGUACAACGUAUAGAGUAAAAUUAGAAUUGUAAAAUAUUUGUAUUUUUUUAUUUGUAUAACACUUAUUGAAUUUCCCAUCGCAAGGAGGAAAGGCUUGCGUGAUCUGCAGGCACUAAGGAUGCAAAACGUAACCCCUCUAUAUAUUGUAUAUUGCUGUUUAUUUGAUGAUGCUGAGACACAAUUGUGACUUGCUAUGAUACAUGGAGGCCUGGGUGUGUUAAAGUUUCGUUAUACAUUACACUACGCACUGUUCCACCUCUACAUCUUGUUGUACAGUGACCAUCUUAAUUGAAUUAACACUGUUGUGCUGCUCUCUUCAUUUCGUCAAUUCAUAUUUACUUUCAUGCAGUCUUUUUAAGCAAAAAGAUUGCACUGGAACCUGCUCUGAAGAAUAUAGCAUAUUGGAUAAAGUAAACCACUAUGCGACCAAAUAAUGCAAUGUGCAGGAUGAUUUGAAACCGAGUUUAUCUCAUGAAAAAAAAUAAGAUAAAAAUGCAGUCUGCUAUAUUUUUAUAUCAACUCCAUACAAGCUUAUCAGGAAAUGUGAUGUACAUUUUCUGACGUCUAAGCCAUGUCAAAAUAUCGUGUACAAUGUUUAUAUCGAUCGAGAGGUACCAAAACUUUGGUAUGACUUCAGUAGCUCAUACAUUGGUGUACUAUUAGUCAGCUGACUAGCUUUGAACUUUGUGUGUGGGUGUCACCUUGCUUGAUAAUUAUAAAACUGAUAGUCCUCGACCAACAUGUGGAAACUUGGAGGAUUUCACAUUUGACUUUACUGUUAUAUGAAUUGAAACAAUUGACAUGUAUGAAGUUGCAUAGUUUUGCCUCUGCUUUAACUUGCAAAUAAAAAGGUCAUGUUAA
Lethenteron reissneri (Far Eastern brook lamprey) is the source of this 5875-nucleotide messenger RNA. Its product is annotated as bone morphogenetic protein receptor type-2-like. Gene Ontology annotation, molecular function: ATP binding; transforming growth factor beta receptor activity. Gene Ontology annotation, biological process: BMP signaling pathway; protein phosphorylation; cellular response to growth factor stimulus. NCBI's taxonomy places the organism in Eukaryota, Metazoa, Chordata, Hyperoartia, Petromyzontiformes, Petromyzontidae. The record is from RefSeq and is a predicted model, not a curated record. Gene Ontology annotation, cellular component: signaling receptor complex; plasma membrane.